Messenger RNA from Musa acuminata AAA Group (dessert banana), 2811 nucleotides. Its product is annotated as probable alpha-glucosidase Os06g0675700. The record is from RefSeq and is a predicted model, not a curated record. Lineage: Eukaryota; Viridiplantae; Streptophyta; Magnoliopsida; Zingiberales; Musaceae. The transcript has 5 exons. Bases 22 to 2691 code for a protein of 889 amino acids. Gene Ontology annotation, molecular function: hydrolase activity, hydrolyzing O-glycosyl compounds; carbohydrate binding. Gene Ontology annotation, biological process: carbohydrate metabolic process.
CAAAGACGACGGUGCAGGACGAUGAGGGUGAGGAUAGUCUCCUGCUCUGUUGCUAGCUUCCCCUGCUUCUUCUUCCUCCUCGUCUUGUUCUUUUCUUGCUCCGCUUCGCAAGAGCAACAAGUCGUUGGACACGGGUACGAUCUCCGAUCGGUAGGCGUCGAUCCUUCCGGGAAGACGUUGACCGCUGAGCUCGGGCUGAUUCAGGAGACGUCGGUUUAUGGAGCCGACAUUCCAAAGCUCGGUCUCUUGGCCAGCUUUGAGACCAGCGAUCGGCUACGAGUCCGAAUCACCGACGCCGACCACGAAAGAUGGGAAAUCCCUCAGCACAUCAUCCCUCGCGAGCCACAGGCAUCUCUCCGCUCCAUGCUGGAAACCGACCGGUCUCAGUCUCCGCCGGAGAGUCAUGUCCUCUCCAGCUCAGACUCCGACCUCGUCUUCACCCUCCAUGGAACGUCCCCUUUUACGUUCACCGUUUCCCGCCGCUCCACGGGCGACCUGCUCUUCGAUACGCUCCCCACGGUUGUCUUCAAGGACAGUUACCUGGAGAUCUCGUCGUCGCUCCCGGCGGACAGAGCAUCGAUCUAUGGACUCGGGGAGCACACCAAGAAGUCGUUGAAGCUAGUCCCAGAUGACACGUUUACCCUGUGGAAUUCAGAUAUCCCUGCGUCAAUUCCUGAUCUGAAUCUGUAUGGGUCUCAUCCGUUCUACAUCGACGUCAGAUCAUCGUCUCCCGACACGACGUAUCCGCCGGGGAUCACCCACGGAGUGCUCCUCCUGAACAGCAACGGGAUGGACGUCAUAUACGGAGGAUCUUACAUCACCUACAAAGUGAUUGGAGGAGUACUCGACUUCUACUUUUUUGCAGGGCCAUCGCCAUUGUCGGUGAUGGACCAGUACACCGAGCUCAUCGGCCGGCCGGCUCCGAUGCCGUAUUGGUCGUUUGGGUUCCACCAGUGCAAAUACGGCUACAAAAACUUGUUCGAGCUUGAAGAGGUGGUUGGAGGGUAUGCCAAGGCCAGGAUACCGCUGGAGGUAAUGUGGACCGACAUCGACUACAUGGACGCAUUCAAAGAUUUCACUCUCGAUCCCAUCAACUUCCCAGCGGAUAGGAUGAAUGAAUUCGUCGACAAGCUUCACGAGAAUGGGCAGAAGUAUGUGGUCAUAAUAGAUCCAGGUAUCAGCGUCAACUACACAUACGAUACGUUUGUGAGAGGGAUGGAACAAGAUGUCUUCUUGAAGAGAGGCGGAAGCUACUACCUUGGUAAUGUCUGGCCCGGACCAGUCUACUUCCCGGACUUCCUCAACCCAGCGGCUGCUAAAUUCUGGGCUCAAGAGAUCGGCAUCUUUAGGAAGACGCUUCCGGUGGACGGCCUGUGGGUCGACAUGAAUGAGAUAUCCAACUUCAUUACCUCUCCGCCGCUGAAUUCGCUGGAUGAUCCUCCUUACAGCAUCAACAACGCCGGCGUGCGGCGGCCCAUCAACACCAAGACAGUCCCCGCAUCUGCGACUCACUACGGGAACGUGUCGGAGUACAACGCCCACAACCUGUAUGGCUUUCUGGAGUCGAGGGCGACCCAUGACGGGCUCAUCGGAUCCACAGGGAAGAGGCCGUUUGUGCUAAGCCGGUCGACCUUCGUGGGUUCGGGGAAGUAUGCAGCGCACUGGACCGGCGACAAUUUCGCGACAUGGGAAGAUCUUGGGUACUCUAUACCGUCGAUUCUCAACUCUGGUCUGUUCGGGAUCCCCAUGGUCGGGGCAGACAUCUGCGGCUUCGGCGGUGACACCACUGAGGAGCUGUGCCGGCGGUGGAUUCAGUUAGGUGCAUUCUAUCCAUUCUCGAGGGAUCACUCGGCCAUCAUGACGUCUCCACAAGAGCUCUACGUCUGGGAUUCCGUCGCCCUUUCCGCGAGAAAGGUGCUCGGACUCCGGUACCGUCUUCUUCCCCAUAUCUACACCUUGAUGUACGAGGCACACGUCAAGGGCGCGCCUAUAGCGCGACCAGUGUUCUUCUCAUUCCCUGAAGACGCAACGACCUACAACAUCAGCACACAGUUUCUGAUCGGAGCAGGAGUGAUGGUUUCCCCGGUACUGAAGCCGGGGGCCGUCGAGGUCGAUGCAUACUUCCCAAAAGGCAAGUGGUUCAACCUAUUCAACUACUCGCAGUCGGUGACGAGCAACUCCGGCCAGUAUGUAACGCUUGACGCCCCGCAAGACGCCAUCAACGUUCAUGUCGGAGGUGGGAGCGUCUUGGCGAUGCAAGGCGAGGCCCUGACCACACAGUCGGCGCGGCAGAGUCCGUUCGAGCUCCUGGUGGUGCUCGACGAGGACGGAACCGCGGCAGGGGAGGUGUUUCUGGACGACGGGGAGACGGUGGAGAUGGCAGGGGAGGAGAGCGAGUGGAGCUUGGUGAGGUUUAGUGCGGAGACAGAAGGGAAAGGCCCGAAGCUAAGAUCACAAGUGGUCAACGGCGCAUACGCAUCGAAGCACAGGCUGGUAGUGAACAAGGUGGUGAUCCUUGGCAUGGAGUUGAAGGAAACAUCUAAAGUAUCUGUGAAAUCACUGGGAGCAGGCAAUACCUCAGAGGUAAGUGUUGCACACCAGAAAAAUGGGAGGUUUAGUGUGGUAGAGAUAAAGAGCCUGUCUCUGCUCAUGGGUGAGGAGUUCGAGCUACAGAUCGAGGUCGAAGCUUAGAAGAAGAAGAAGAAGAAGCGAGGACAAAAGCUAUGAAUAAGUUUUCCAUUUUUCUUUCCUGGGAAAGGAUUGAAAUGGUUGUGGUGGAACAGCAGCAAAACAAAUAAUUACAUUUCUUGA